GCGUUUUUGUUGCAGCUAGCUAGCUCGCUCGUUCGUUCGCUCUGCAAAGUUAAAUUUAUUAUUGAAUAUAGCUUGCAAAUAAAAAUAAAACGAGUGUGUCCGUGUGUUUUUAAAUCUAAUUUUUGCAACGCAUUGUGACAAACAAAAAAAUGUCGCAUCAUUAUGUGGUGACCGCACAAAAGCCGACUGCGGUUGUCGCUUGUCUGACGGGCAAUUUCACAUCGCCAACAGACUUGAAUUUGGUGAUUGCACGCAACAAUCAGGUGCAAAUUGAUUUGGUUACACCUGAGGGUUUACGUCCUCUCAAGGAAAUCAACAUAAAUGGCAAAAUUACGGUUAUGAAGCACUUUCGACCACCGGAUAGCAAUAAGGAUUUACUAUUCAUUCUGACGCGUCGCUUCAAUGUGAUGAUCCUCGAGGCACGCAUGGUUGGCGACAGCAUAACCGUUGUGACCAAGGCCAACGGCAAUGUAUCGGAUUCCGUUGGCAUCCUAUCUGAGGGCGGUUUCAUUGCAGCCAUUGAUCCAAAGGCACGUGUUAUUGGCAUGUGUCUGUACCAGGGAUUAUUUACAAUCAUCCCACUGGACAAAGAUGCUAGCGAACUGAAGGCAACCAAUUUGCGCAUGGAUGAACUGACAGUCUACGAUGCAGAGUUUUUGCAUGGCUGCCUCAAUCCCACUGUGAUUGUCAUACACAAGGACAACGAUGGACGCCACGUGAAGUCGCAUGAAAUUAAUUUGCGGGACAAGGAGUUCAUUAAGAUGGCCUGGAAGCAGGACAACGUGGAGACUGAGGCUACCAUGCUAAUACCAGUGCCGUCGCCCAUUGGUGGCGUUAUUGUCAUCGGACGCGAGUCAAUUGUGUAUCACGAUGGCAGCAAUUAUCAUGCCGUUGCUCCGCUCACUUUUCGCCAGAGCACCAUUAAUUGCUAUGCUCGUGUGGACAGCAAGGGAUUGCGUUAUUUGCUCGGCAAUAUGGACGGGCAGCUAUAUAUGUUGUUCUUGGGAACCACAGAUUCGGGUAAAAGCAUUACCGUCAAGGAUAUUAAAGUGGAGCAAUUAGGCGAGAUUUCAAUACCGGAGUGCAUUACUUAUUUGGACAAUGGAUUCCUCUACAUUGGCAGUCGUCAUGGUGAUUCGCAGUUGGUGCGCUUAAGCUCAGAUGCUAUAGAUGGUUCCUAUGUCAUUCCCGUGGAGAACUUCACCAAUUUGGCACCCAUACUAGACAUUGCUGUGGUGGAUUUGGAUCGUCAGGGACAGGGUCAGAUUAUCACGUGCUCGGGCAGCUUCAAGGAUGGAUCAUUGCGCAUUAUUCGCAUUGGGAUUGGCAUACAGGAGCAUGCUUGCAUUGAUUUGCCCGGCAUCAAGGGCAUGUGGUCGCUCAAAGUGGGCAUCGAUGACAGCGUCUAUGAGAACACGCUGGUCUUGGCUUUUGUAGGACACACGCGUAUUUUAACGCUGUCGGGCGAGGAAGUGGAGGAAACUGAUAUUCCCGGCUUUGCCAGUGAUCUACAGUCGUUUCUGUGUGCCAAUGUAGAUUAUGAUCAGCUCAUUCAAGUGACUGCUGAGAGUGUGCGUUUGGUUAAGAGUGCCUCUAAAGCGCUGGUUGGUGAAUGGAAACCCGAAGGCGAUCGCUCCAUUGGUGUGGUUAGUUGUAAUGCUACGCAGCUGGUUGUUGCGUCUGCCCGUGAGAUAUUCUAUAUCUGCAUUGAGGAUGGCAGUCUGGUGGAAAAGUGUCGCAAGACUUUGCCAUACGAGGUGGCUUGCCUAGAUGUAACGCCUUUGGAUGAGAAGCAUAACAAAUCGGAUCUGGUUGCCGUAGGCCUUUGGACAGACAUUUCAGCAGUGAUUCUAUCGCUGCCCGAUUUGGAAACAAUCUACACAGAAAAGCUUAGUGGCGAAAUAAUUCCUCGCUCUAUAUUGAUGACCACCUUUGAGGAUAUACAUUAUUUGCUGUGCGCCUUGGGCGAUGGUUCGAUGUAUUAUUUUAUUUUGGACAAGGCUACGGGCCAGCUGACAGAGAAGAAGAAGGUGACGCUGGGAACACAGCCAACAACAUUGCGCACGUUUCGUUCGUUUGCCACAACCAACGUGUUUGCCUGUUCGGAUCGUCCAACAGUCAUUUACUCGUCUAAUCAUAAGCUCGUUUUCUCAAACGUUAAUCUGAAGGAAGUAAAUCACAUGUGCUCUUUGAAUGCCCAGGCAUAUCCGGAUAGCUUGGCAUUGGCCACCAAAAACUCUGUUAUACUGGGAACCAUUGAUGAGAUUCAAAAGCUGCACAUCCGCACUGUGCCGCUGGGCGAGGGCCCUCGUCGCAUUGCCUAUCAGGAGGCAUCACAGACAUUUGCCGUAUCCACGCUGCGCAUUGAUGUGCAUGGACGUGGUGGGGCGAAACCAUUGCGCAACAGUGCAUCUACCCAAGCUCAGAAUAUAACAUUCAGUUCAAAUAUAUUACCACGGCCGGGCGGUGGCAAUUCCACGACAACUAAUGCUGAAGUUGGACAAGAGAUUGAUGUUCACAAUUUGCUUAUAAUUGAUCAGAAUACGUUCGAAGUGUUGCAUUCGCAUCAGUUUUUGCCGCCAGAGACGAUUUCAUCAUUGAUGUCGGCCAAAUUGGGUGAUGAUCCGAAUACCUAUUAUGUGGUAGCCACCUCCUUAGUUUUUCCCGAUGAACCAGAACCAAAAGUGGGUCGUAUCAUCAUUUUCCAUUACAACGACAACAAGCUGACCCAAGUGGCCGAAACGAAAGUGGAUGGCACUUGCUAUGCGCUUGUGGAGUUCAAUGGCAAAGUUUUGGCGGGCAUUGGCAGUUUCGUGCGCCUUUACGAGUGGACCAAUGAGAAGGAGUUACGGAUGGAGUGCAACAUACAGAAUAUGAUUGCAGCAUUGUUCUUAAAGGCCAAGGGUGAUUUCAUUCUUGUCGGCGAUUUAAUGCGUUCGAUCACACUGCUGCAACACAAGCAGAUGGAGGGCAUUUUCGUGGAGAUUGCUCGAGACUGUGAGCCGAAGUGGAUGCGUGCCGUGGAGAUUCUCGACGAUGACACGUUCCUUGGUUGCGAGACGCACGACAAUCUAUUCGUGUGUCAGAAAGAUAGUGCUGCCACGACAGAUGAGGAACGUCAAUUAUUGCCAGAGCUGGCGCGUUUCCAUCUAGGCGAUACUAUUAACGUAUUUCGACAUGGCUCCUUGGUCAUGCAGAAUGUCGGAGAGCGUACAACACCUAUUAAUGGUUGUGUUCUCUAUGGCACCUGCAAUGGAGCCAUUGGCAUUGUCACCCAGAUCCCGCAAGAUUUCUACGAUUUUCUGCAUGGCUUGGAAGAGCGCCUGAAGAAGAUUAUUAAGUCAGUGGGUAAAAUUGACCAUACCUACUAUCGUAAUUACCAAAUUAAUACGAAGGUGGAGCCCAGCGAGGGCUUCAUUGAUGGUGAUUUAAUUGAAAGCUUUUUGGAUUUGGGACGUGAAAAGAUGCGCGAAGCUGUUUUGGGCCUUGAGUUGACGUUAAAUGGCGAGCGCAAAGGUGCCGAUGUGGAGGAUGUUAUUAAAAUUGUGGAGGACUUGACACGGAUGCAUUGAAGCCGAAUGCUUGAGCUGUAUAUAAUUCUGAAUUAUUAAUUAACUUACAGUUUGUUUUUUUUGGUUGUAAGUGUCAUUACCGUGAGUCUUAUCAAUACAAUAUUUAAAAAAGAAAAUACCAAACUUUUAAAGGACUUCACUACAAAAAAAUAACAAGAAAUGAAUUUAAUCUCGAAGCUAUUGUUUAGAUAUUGAAGUAUUCUAUUUUAUCAGACGGUUAAAUGGGAUUUCCGCAACGAUCCUAAUCUUGAAAAUAAACAUUUUUAGUAUCUUUUCUCUGCCUACAUACAAAAACUGUGUAAGCACGUUAGGUAGCGCACUUUUAAAGUUGCGCCUUUGAUAAUUUUAAUAAAGUGCUUAAAUAUAAACA
Drosophila sulfurigaster albostrigata is the source of this 3942-nucleotide messenger RNA. It is a transcript of the gene pic, whose product is annotated as DNA damage-binding protein 1. Lineage: Eukaryota; Metazoa; Arthropoda; Insecta; Diptera; Drosophilidae. The record is from RefSeq and is a predicted model, not a curated record. The coding region runs from base 150 to 3572 and encodes 1140 amino acids. The transcript is spliced from 7 exons. Gene Ontology annotation, cellular component: nucleus; site of double-strand break. Gene Ontology annotation, biological process: proteasome-mediated ubiquitin-dependent protein catabolic process; DNA repair. Gene Ontology annotation, molecular function: nucleic acid binding; protein binding.